AUGGCCACUCUGCAGAAAUUCAAGUUCCUAGCAACCCAAUGUGCCGUCGCUGCAAGUCCGACCAAGAGCCCGACGACGAGCCCGGUAAUCCACCUCCGCCGCCGCAAAACCCUCCGAAUGCUUCUCGGCCGCGGAGGGAGGAGGCUGCCCCAGCGCUGCGAUGACGCCUCGCCCGAUCGCAGCGAUGAAGAGCGCUCGCCGGAGAAGAGCGUGAGCCACAAGCUCAAGGAUUUGUUCGUCUCGUCGCCGCCCUCAUUCAGCGAGAGGGCUUCCGAGAAUGCUGGGGAGAGGCUGCUGCCGGCGGGCGGAGGUGGAGGUAGGAGAGGCGGGGCCCGCUCUCUGCGGCCUCUGUCGGCGACGUUUCGGCAACGGUUGUUGAGGAGGGCUUGGCGGCCGGCACUUGUCGCCAUACCUGAGUGA
This is a messenger RNA of Salvia miltiorrhiza (redroot sage), 420 nucleotides long. RefSeq lists its product as uncharacterized. The coding region runs from base 1 to 420 and encodes 139 amino acids. The transcript has a single exon. The record is from RefSeq and is a predicted model, not a curated record. NCBI's taxonomy places the organism in Eukaryota, Viridiplantae, Streptophyta, Magnoliopsida, Lamiales, Lamiaceae.